Messenger RNA from Lottia gigantea (owl limpet), 1250 nucleotides. RefSeq lists its product as hypothetical. Gene Ontology annotation, molecular function: beta-ureidopropionase activity. Lineage: Eukaryota; Metazoa; Mollusca; Gastropoda; Lottiidae. The coding region runs from base 8 to 1162 and encodes 384 amino acids. The transcript is spliced from 13 exons. The record is from RefSeq and is a predicted model, not a curated record.
CUUCAAGAUGGCAGCUGAAAUUGAAAGCAUAGAAAAUAUUCUGGAAAAACACAUCCCUGCUGCAGAAUUGGAUGAAGUUGCACGAUUACUUUAUGGCAAAAAGUUAAGAAUUCUACCUCUACCACAGAAAGCAUUAGAUGAUGCCCGACAAAGAAAUUUUGAAAUCAAAGCAUAUGGUUUUGAUGCAGCAAAGGAGAGCACUCGCAGUGCCAGGAUCGUACGUGUCGGUGCCAUACAAAAUAAAAUCAUUCUGCCUACCACAGCUCCAGUACAGGAACAGCGUGAGAGCCUAGAGAAGAGAAUCUGUGAGAUUAUAGAAGUAGCAGCAGGAUGUGGGGUUAAUAUUAUUUGUCUUCAGGAGGCUUGGAACAUGCCUUUUGCGUUCUGUACACGUGAAAAACAGCCCUGGUGUGAAUUUGCUGAAACUGUUGAAUCUGGUCCAACUACAGCCUUAAUGAAGGAGUUAGCACGAAAAUACAAUAUGGUAAUAGUUUCACCAAUAUUAGAGCGUGAUGAAAACCAUGGUGAUAUCUUAGCUAAUACUGCAGUGGUGAUAUCCAAUACAGGGGAAGUAAUUGGUAAAUCACGCAAGAAUCAUAUACCCCGUGUUGGCGAUUUUAAUGAGUCAACGUAUUAUCUUGAAGGAGACACAGGUCAUCCCGUCUUUCAGACUCAAUUUGGUCGUAUUGCUAUCAAUAUUUGUUACGGGAGACAUCACCCACCCAACUGGAUGAUGUACGGAGUAAAUGGGGCAGAAAUCGUUUUUAAUCCAUCAGCAACAGUUGGAGCUUUAAGUGAACCUUUAUGGCCGAUAGAAGCACGAAAUGCAGCUAUAGCCAAUAGUUAUUUUACUUGUGGUAUAAACAGAGUAGGCUCAGAAGAGUUUCCAAAUGAAUUCACAUCUGCAGAUGGUAAACCAGCUCAUAAAGAUUUUGGCCAUUUUUACGGUUCUAGUUAUUUUGCUGGUCCAGAUGGCAGCCGAACACCGGGGCUAUCUAGAACAAGAGAUGGUCUAAUAAUAUCUGAGAUGGAUCUGAAUUUAUGUCGGCAAGUGAAGGAUAAAUGGGGUUUCAGGAUGACGCAGAGAUUAGAUCUGUAUGCAGAGGAACUGGCUGAGGCUGUGAAACCAGAUUAUAAACCGCAUAUUAUUAAGGAAAAAUAAUUUUUCAGGUUUUGACUGAUUAUGAGAUCCAAUGGUGCUGGAAAUUCCACAGAAAAUGAUAAUGCGAAUAAAUUUGUUUUAAACACUG